CUAAUGGUACUCUUUUCGUGACUGGUAGUCAUUCCAGCUUGUUUAGUUCUUCUUUGGGUGAAAAAUGGCAACAAGAAGAACGGGGCAGCUAGUUCAACGCAGUACAGCCUCUAGCGGAAUAACGCCAGAAGACAAUCCCGACAUCGAAGGGAACGAAGGUUACGAAAGCGACGGAGAAUCUGGCGAUAGGAAAGAGACCAGGCUCACUCUGAUGGAAGAAGUGCUUCUGUUGGGACUAAAAGACAAAGAGGGUUACACGUCGUUUUGGAAUUUUUUUUUUUCUUCGGGCUUGCGCGGAUGUAUGAUCAUCGAACUGGGUCUAAGAGGAAGAAUUGAACUCGAGAAAACCGGAAUGCGACGAAAGAGCUUGCUUAACAGACGUGUUCUUUUUAAGAAUGAUAAUCUAACGGGUGAUGUUUUGCUGGAUGAGGCCUUGAAACACAUCAAAGAAACUGAUCCGCCUGAUACGGCGCAAAACUGGAUAGAACUCCUAAGUGGUGAGACCUGGAACCCUCUGAAGCUAAGAUAUCAGCUUAGGAAUGUCCGUGAACGUCUGGCAAAGAAUCUUGUGGAAAAGGGUGUUCUUACAACUGAGAAACAGAAUUUCCUUCUGUUUUUUUUGACUACCCACCCACUAGUAGAUUCUGUUUCCAAACAGCGAGUUGUACGCAAAGUGCAAGAGGCUGUUUUAUCGAAAUGGGUGAAUGAUCCUCAUCGAAUGGAUAAGAGGACUUUGUCACUUAUCUAUCUUGCUCACUCCUCUGAUGUUCUGGAGAAUGCAUUUGCUCCACUGUCAGAUGAUGAUUAUGAACUCGCAAUGAAACGUGUUAAGGACCUUUUAGAUCUUGAACCUGAAGAACAAGCGCAGAAACCAAAUGCUAAUGAGGUCAUGUGGUGUGUUAUUUCUGCUUUUUUUAAAUAGAGGACUGUGGGUAAAUGUAGAUAGGUUUCAUCUGUUGCACAAAAUGUUUUUUUCAGACAUGUGUCGUUUGAAGGACGUCUGCUAUGACAGUUCCAUUUAUUAUCUGUACACACAAUAUUGCCUCCAGUGUCAGAGAAGCCACAAAAUAUCAGUUUGAUAAGAUAGAAAAAUACUUAAAUGAGAUAAAUAAUGAACCAUAAACAAGGAUGGUAAAACCAUGCAACCAUCUUGACAUGCUCAGUGUAAGCGAUUGACUGGGCACAAAUUAUCCCUUAAUUCCUUUUUUUUUGCAGCUCAGAGUACAUGAAAAAGUGCUCAAUUCAUUCUCUCUUUUGUCAUUUUUUUUUUCAUUCAUUGUUUCAAAAUUAACAUAGGUUAACUGGAUAGCAUUCUAAUGCUUUUUUUUUGCUAAAUACACUUAGAUAUAAAAUGGUGUUUGGUUUCUCUAUUCUCUGUCCAAGGACUUAUGUAGACACAUGUAAUUGGUAUUAGUCAUGCAAGGUAGUUGAAGUUACAGUUGAGGUCAGUAAUAAGCCACCCGAGGAUUGGAUUAAAAAAAAAGGAAUUGAA
Stylophora pistillata is the source of this 1492-nucleotide messenger RNA. RefSeq names its product Golgi phosphoprotein 3 homolog sauron. Gene Ontology annotation, cellular component: trans-Golgi network; cytosol; Golgi cisterna. The record is from RefSeq and is a predicted model, not a curated record. Gene Ontology annotation, biological process: Golgi vesicle budding; Golgi organization; Golgi to plasma membrane protein transport. Lineage: Eukaryota; Metazoa; Cnidaria; Anthozoa; Scleractinia; Pocilloporidae. Gene Ontology annotation, molecular function: phosphatidylinositol-4-phosphate binding.